This is a messenger RNA of Miscanthus lutarioriparius, 4476 nucleotides long. The record is from the annotation of a GenBank genome assembly. Lineage: Eukaryota; Viridiplantae; Streptophyta; Magnoliopsida; Poales; Poaceae.
AUGAAGUGCCACUCUGUGGCCGCGCUCUGGUCGCCGUCACCGCCGUCACACCACGUCACCGCCGCUGCCGCAACCCCGGCCGCGCUCUUCACCGGCGCCGCCGACGGCACCGUCCUCCACUGGCCACUGGCGCCCGCCUCAGCUUCCCCAUCCCCGCGCCCGUCUUCCCUCCUCUGCGCCCACGCUGCCGCCAUCACCUCCCUCUGCCCACUCCCCUCACCGGCCUCCCUUCUCGCCGCCUGCACCGCGGGAGUGCUCUCCCUCUUCUCCACUUCCGCACCCCUCCGCUGCCUCCGCCGACGCUCCCUCCCGCCCUGGGCCGGCUCACCCUCCCUCGUCGCCCCGCUCCCGUCCAUCACCUCCUCCCAUCCUCGCGUCGCGAUCCUCUGCCACGCCCCUGAUGACGGCCACCGUCACGUAUCAGCCCUCGUGGUCGUCGACGCGCGUACCCUCGCCGUCCUCUACACCGUCUUCCAUGGGAUCCUCUCGGUCGGGACUCCGAGGGCGAUCGCGGUUAGUGGCGCCAGUGAUGAUGCAGUCAGCGUUGUGCUGGCUGACGCGCAGGGUCGCGUGCAGGUGAUGCCCGUGGCAGAGGGCACGGCUGUCGAAGUGGAUUCACCCAGGUCUCUCAGCGUGAGCUCAGUGUCCUGCGUCGCGUGCGUGGAGAUGGCGGACGAGAGGGUGGAGGCCUUGGCAUUGUCUCAUGAUGGGAAGCACGUGGCGUUGGUGCUGAAGACGAGAUGUUUGUUGAAAUGCGUCACUGAGGGGACUGUGCUCGGUGAGGUGUCUCUACUGGGUACAUCUCUUUGCAAGGACGAAAACACAGUAGACAAGGUAUGCACUGCUGGAGCUUUUUUCCUCGGCAGUGAUGAAUGGGAUGCUCAUGUUUCGGACGACGGCGUUGUGGUUAGGAACUUGGUGUUGUGGAGUAACAAUGGUGCUGCCACAAUGUACAGGGUUGCUCUUGGUAGCUCAUACUUUGAGUCUGAGGCAGUGUGUGAAAUUCCUAGCAACUUAUCUAUGCAAGGAGAGGGACUGGAAAUUAAAUUUUGCCGGUCAGACCGGCGUCUUGUUAGGGUUGAAUCUCGCUUCUAUAAGGUCGCUGGGUCAUUGUUGUGGAAACCAACAGUCUCCAUGUGGUCUAUGGAUCAGUUAGAACUGAAUAAAACAGUGAAUACACAGAAACCACCUAUGAGCAAAAUGCUUGGAGAAGGUGGCCUUCAGGCAGAAGAAUUUAGGCCAGAGCCCUCUCAUUCUCAAUACAAUACCAUCCGAGGGUUGGAAGUGAUUUCACAGAUGUGCUCAUCAGACAGCAGUAAGUUAGAAAGGUAUGGAAGGACAGUGUCUUCGUCAAUGGUACUUUUUAAGGAUUCUUAUGCCCCAUAUGCUGUAGUGUAUGGUUUCCAUAAUGGUGACAUAGAAGUUAUCCGAUUUCUGAACUUGUCACCUGCUGCUGCAAAAUUUGGUGGUGGAGGGAUUUACCCACAUAUUUCCGAGAGGUUAUUUUUGGGGCACAAGGGAGCAAUUCUUUGCUUGGCUGCACAUUACAUGCAUGCCCACUCUGACUCUAGAAACUUCCACCGAGCACUCAUAUCAGGGAGUUUAGAUUGUACAGUUCGUGUCUGGGAUCUAGAUGCUGGCACCCUUCUUUCUGUGAUGCAUCAUCAUGUUGGUUCAGUUAAGCAAAUCGUACUACCACCUCCGUGGACAUACCACCCUUGGGAUGACUGCUUCCUUUCUGUUGGAGAAGAUGGCCUUGUGGCGCUUGUUUCACUUCAAACCAUGCGUGUUGAGAGGAUGUUUCCUGGCCAUCCAGGUUAUGCAUCAUUGGUAGCUUGGGAAGGAGUAAAAGGGUACAUAGCUUGUUUAUGCAAGAAUCUCCACUCUUGCAAUGAUGCAGGUAGUGGAUUAUAUAUUUGGGAUCUGAAAACUGGUGCUCGAGAACGUGUUAUCAAUGGCACUGCUUCUCAGUCAGCGUUUGAGCAUUUCUGCAGUAGUAUAUCGAAAAAUGCAGUUACUGGCAGCAUCUUAGGAGGAACAACUUCAGCAUCUUCCUUACUUGUUCCAAUUUUUAAAGACACGAGCCACCUUCGGUCUCAUGCAGAUAAAAAUGGUCAUGAUAUUUCAUCUGUGUCAACCAACCUUCACAACGGAAGUACAGUUUCCGUGACUGUAAAUGCACCUACAACAUAUGAUUUUAAGGGGAAGACGCCAGCUCCAGAUGAAGCUCAUGAAUUCCAUGGAGAUAAUUCUGUAUACAAUUCAGGAAAGGCUGUUUCUUCCCACAGUGUCCAUAAUAAAAAAAUAAAGUGCCCAAUAAAGUGCUCUUGCCCCUAUCCUGGCAUUGCAAGUCUGAGGUUUGACCUCACGGCGAUCAUGUCAACACAAGGCAUGACAAACACCAAUAGUGAUAAGCAGUUGAAAGAUCAUCUCCAUAGUGAGAGUCCUAAAGAAAUAUUGCAGCCUGGAACUUUAGAUAGUCCUUCUCGUGUUCAUGAAAUGGAUAGCCCCUCUAGAGAGUCACUGGAAGGGCGUUUACUUCGAUUUAGCCUCUGUUUUUUGCAUUUAUGGGAUGUUGAUUGCGAGCUAGACAAAUUGCUUGUAGAUGAGAUGCAAGUUUGCAAGCCAGAAGGCUGCCAUAUAGCAACUGGGGUGGUAGGAGACAGAGGCUCAUUUACAUUGAUGUUCCCAGGCAAAGAAGCCACUCUUGAGCUUUGGAAGUCUUCAGCUGAAUUUUGUGCCAUGAGGUCACUGUCUAUAGUGUCUCUUGCUCAACGCAUGAUUACAUUAUCUCGUUCUUGUACAAAUGCUAGUAGUGCCUUAGCAGCAUUUUAUACAAGGCAUUUUGCUGAAAAGGUUCCGGAUAUAAAACCUCCAUCCCUACAGCUUCUGGUGAGCUUUUGGCAACACCCUUCGGAACAUGUGCGAAUGGCUGCACGUUCCUUGUUCCACUGUGCAGCUCCCCGUUCUAUUCCACAACCACUACGAAUAAACAAAAAUAAAGUGGCUGAUGUCCCUUUGUCUUCAUCAGAUAAUAUGAAUGAUCUUAUCUCUGCUGUGCAGAGUGCCUCUGUAUCCAAUUAUGGAGAGUUGAAGGCAGAUGAUCGAAAUGUUGAUAAAGAUGAUAGUGACACUGCUAAUAUGAUCUUAUGGUUGGAAUCAUUUGAAAAUCAGGAAUGGUUAUCAUGGAUAGGAGGCACAAGCCAGGACGCAGUGGCGUCAAAUAUCAUAGUUGCAGCUGCUUUGGUUGUUUGGUAUCCAAGCGUUGUGAAAGCUAAACUUUCAAGUUUAGUUGUUAGUCAACUAAUCAAGUUAGUUAUGUCGAUGAAUGAUCGAUAUAGUUCAACUGCAGCUGAACUUCUAGCAGAGGGAAUGGAAAACACUUGGAAAGCAUGCUUGGGUGCUGAGAUCACUCAUUUUAUGAGUGAUACCCUUUUCCAAAUUGAGUGCCUAAGCACUGCACCUUCAAGCAAUGCCAUCAAUAAAACUGCAGUGGCCGUUACAAUGCGGGAGGCAUUGGUUGGCACACUUUUACCAAGCUUGGCUAUGGCUGAUGUAACAGGAUUUUUUGGUGUAAUAGAGAGCCAAAUUUGGGCUACUUCAUCUGAUUCACCUGUUCAUGUCGCUUCACUUAAAACUAUUAUCCGUGUGGUUCGAGGUGCACCGAAGUCCUUAGUCCCUUAUCUCGACAAGGCAAUCAGCUACAUUCUACACACUAUGGAUCCAAGCAAUCUAAUAAUGCGAAAAGCUUGUAUUAUUAGUUCAAUGAUGGUUCUAAGAGAAAUGGCACGUGUAUUUCCGUUGGUUGCUCUCAAUGAGUCAAUGACAAGAUUAGCUGUUGGUGAUGCUAUCGGAGAGAUUCAUGAUGCUACAAUUCGAGUCUAUGACAUAGAAAGUGUCACAAAGAUAAGAAUUCUUGAUGCAAGUGGACCACCAGGUCUUCCAAGCUUACUUGCAGGAUCAUCAAAUACAACAGCAACCAUACUGAUAUCAGUUCUGAGUUUCUCACCUGAUGGAGAGGGUCUGGUUGCCUUCUCUGAGAAUGGAUUGAUGAUAAGAUGGUGGUCAUUAGGUAGUGCCUGGUGGGAGAGGCUGAGCAGAAGCCUUACUCCUAUUCAAUGCACAAAGCUUAUCUAUGUUCCUCCAUGGGAAGGAUUUUCACCUAACUCUGCUCGCUUAAGUAUAAUUUCUAGCAUUUUAGGACAUGAUAAACAUGGAAGGACUGCUAUUCACAGUCCAGGAUGGGCCUCAUCUGUUUCAUGCUACAGUUACAGAACUGCUAUUCACAUGCAGCGCCCAGGAUGGGGCUCAUCUGUCACACCAUUGAGUUCCAGAGUUCAGGAUGCUUUUAGACUAGCUUGGGACACGAGGGUGGCAAGGGAAGAUGGUUCAUGGUUGCAACGUGGUCCGUAUAUGUGGUCUCUGUGCAGCGAAGUCUCUCUGUACAGCUCUGCCGAUAUUUUUUUUCCUCUAUAA